Messenger RNA from Vairimorpha ceranae, 408 nucleotides. RefSeq lists its product as hypothetical. Lineage: Eukaryota; Fungi; Microsporidia; Nosematidae. The coding region runs from base 1 to 408 and encodes 135 amino acids. The record is from RefSeq and is a predicted model, not a curated record. The transcript has a single exon.
AUGUUAAAAAAAAUUAUACUGCGGUUACUUCCCCCUGGGGAAGAAAACCGCACUGAUCCCCAUCUUCUGACCCGUAACCUUCAGUAUGAUAAAACUAUACGAUGCCUAAAAUUUAAAUUUUUUGCAACAGGCGGAUAUGACAGGUGUCCGUCGGUAAAUAGAAUGCUAUCAUUGUUGAUAUUAGGCAUCAUAGUUGCAGUUAAUGAUUCUAUAGCACGAACAAUAUCUCUACAAAGAAAGAAAUUUCUUUCUUCUGUUUGGUCUAUUCCACCUAAUAUCCAAAUUGUAUCCCUGGUAUCAUCGGAGCUUGUAAGAUUUCUAAUAAUCCCUUUACGUGACAAAACGCUUUCAUCAACUUCAACAAUUAUACAACAUCCUCCCGACACAACAGACCUUUUUUCAAAGUAG